AUGGACUAUAACUUGGCGGUCUCAAGUAAGACACUCUGGCUACGGAAAUCUCGCAAGAGAUCCAAUUGGAGCCAGCACUUCGAAGGGAAGAUCGAGCACUUCACUCUUCCACUCCAACUCCCAUCUCGGCAAGCAUCAAAGCCUCCAAGAGUACCCGCGCCAACUCCUUCUUUACCCAAAGGUUUUCUAGCCUUCCAAGCCACUAAAUGGCAAUUGACCAUUGAAUACUGCGGAGAAUACCAAGUUCAGGGCUCCGAUUUUCAAUUAGGCAUGGCACAGCUUCACCACCAUGAUAGAAGAAUUUAUAGGAGCAGGCAUGGAAAUGAAUCAACAAGCUUUAAACCGACGAGAUGUCUUCGAAGCGGUAAGCCAACAGCACCCGCCGGUGCAACACCAUCAAGACUCAAGACUCUGGAAAGUAAUGUCUAUCUGCCCAUCCUCUCCGACACACUCCGAAUAAUCUGCAAUACCAAGGUAUUGUGCCUUUGUGGGAGGGAAGUUCCAAGCACUCGCACAAACGCAGGAAGAAUGAGAGAAGCUCCUGAAGCAGGCUCAAGCAAAAGGGGCUUCAAUACAUUCUCAUUCUGCGGGUGCUUGGAACUUCCUGAACCGGUACGUAAUGCCGACAAGAAUGUGGUUCUCAAGAUGAGUCCGGUAAGACCUACCAAGAGCUCGUUCGACAGUCACAACAUGAUUUUCAAUGCGAGUCCUAUCGCACCUACAAGCUACUCAGCUGGUGACCAUCAUGGUCCAGGAACUCCUAUUCACUUCUCUCUCUAUCUUUUGGAAUAG
Botrytis byssoidea is the source of this 792-nucleotide messenger RNA. RefSeq lists its product as uncharacterized. Bases 1 to 792 code for a protein of 263 amino acids. The transcript is spliced from 2 exons. The record is from RefSeq and is a predicted model, not a curated record. NCBI's taxonomy places the organism in Eukaryota, Fungi, Ascomycota, Leotiomycetes, Helotiales, Sclerotiniaceae.